Messenger RNA from Chenopodium quinoa (quinoa), 2268 nucleotides. Its product is annotated as inositol-pentakisphosphate 2-kinase-like. Gene Ontology annotation, cellular component: nucleus. Gene Ontology annotation, molecular function: inositol-1,3,4,5,6-pentakisphosphate 2-kinase activity; ATP binding. The coding region runs from base 372 to 1745 and encodes 457 amino acids. The transcript is spliced from 10 exons. Gene Ontology annotation, biological process: inositol phosphate biosynthetic process. The record is from RefSeq and is a predicted model, not a curated record. Lineage: Eukaryota; Viridiplantae; Streptophyta; Magnoliopsida; Caryophyllales; Amaranthaceae.
UUUUUUUGGACAAAGUCCGGGCUGCCCCGCGAUCGGACUCAGGCCGAGUUCGGCCAUUUUUAUCUUCUCCUGAUGUCGGCUAGCCCACAAAAUUGUUGCCCCAACUGUCCCUUGGAGCCCUCCACGAGGCUAAAGUGGUGGUGGGUGAGGUUAGGCAGAAUAGCAGUUCAAAUACCCCAAAACCAACAUCAAACAUAAACAAUUACAUCAGAAAAGUAAUCAAAGGAAAAAUCUCACGAACCAAAUCCAAUCAACCGGAAAAACCCAUUUCUCCGGUCGAAAUUCCGCCAUUUUUUCCGGCGAAUCACUUCAAAUUUCAGACACCCAUUUGCCAUACUUAGAUCUUCAACCAACUUAAACAGUCAAUAAUAAUGAAGGUAGUUUUGGAGAAAAAAGAUGCAGGUGAUUGGUGUUACAGAGGGGAAGGAGCAAUUAAUUUAGUUCUUGCAUACUCUGGAUCAUCCCCUACCUUUAGUGGGAAAAUAAUACGGGUGCCAAAGGUCCCGAGGAAUGGGUCAAUAAAAGAGACCGAACGCUCGGUUUUGUCUGAGCAUGAAUGCAGCUUAUGGAAAGAUGUAGCAGAUAUUGUUACAUCCCCAAACAAAGAGGUCGCUGAGCAGAUGUAUGUGCAAUGUGUGAUGAUCCCACUGUUAGGAUCAGAGUUUGUUGAUCCUGGGGUAAAGAUUCUUGUAUCAAGGGAAUUUCUGGAAUUGGUUGAAAGAAAUGUUCUCUCCCAGCGCCCUGGUUGGAGAGUUAGUGCUGCCAGUGUGGAUUGCGGUGCUGAUUCUGUGCUGCUAAUGUCAGAUCAUUCAGUAUUCCCCCAAGGCACAUCUAAAGGAAAACCAUGCCUGUCUGUGGAAAUUAAGCCCAAGUGGGGAUUUCUUCCAUCUUCGAGCUUUAUAGCUGAUGAAAAUGCCAUCAAGAAGAAUGUAUCUCGUUUUAAAAUGCACCAAGUCCUUAAAUUGCAACAACAAAAGAUACAGCAAUUGAGCGAAUAUGACCCAUUGGAUUUAUUCUCUGGAUCAAGGGAGCGAAUACAUAAAGCAUUUAAGGCUCUCUUUGCAAAUCCACAGAAUAAUCUGCGGGUUUUUCUAAAUAGCUCCCUAAUAUAUGGGGGCAUGGGGGGUGGUGACCAAGGGACAGAUUCUGUUAAGGUUGAAGCAUUUAAAGAUAAUCUUAAAUCUUUCUUGCAUGGAGAAAAUGGUUUGCAUAAAAGGAAUUUUGUGAAUCUUGUAGGAGAGGCAAUACUUAAAUCAGGUGUAUUAGACAGGCUACUUGAAGUCCAAAAGCUUGACAAAUUUGAUGUGGAAGGGGCAAUUCAUGCUUAUUAUGAUAUUGUUUCCCAGCCUUGCAAGAUAUGUAAAGAUUCCGGUGAAGACAGGCAAUUAGGAAAGUAUAGCUCUCUGCAUUCAAUCCCUGUAGAUGAAAGUCUGAAGAUUGUAAGGGACUACUUGAUAGCUGCAACAGCCAAGGACUGUAGUUUAAUGAUUAGUUUCCGUCCAAGGGAAGAUGAUGAUCAAGAAUCACACUAUAGAACAAUAUACCUGGAUGCAACAAAGCAAAGGCUUGAUGUCAAGGCAUUUUUUAUCGACCUUGAUAUGAAACCCUUGAAUAAUAUGGAAUACUACUAUGAGCUGGAUCAGAAGAUAGUCAAGAGUUACAAGAAGAUGGUCAAAGUAGAGCGUGGUGCUGCAAAUGGGGGAACCAUUGAGGGUUUGGACGUUAAAUUUCACAACCGAUUGUAGCUUUGCUCGGCUCAUGAUGAACUCUUGGACAUCACUGGGAUGGAACACUAUGCCACGGAUAGCCUCAUCAGAAAACUAUAGUAUCAGUGGAUCAUCACUGCUCAAAGUGCAGGCUGAAAGGGAUGAAAAUAAUCCACCUUUAAAAGGGAUAACUUCUAUAGUCCUGAACCCAUCAACAGAUACAGUAACAUUCACCGGAGAAGCUGAUCCUGUAUAUAUAGUAUAAGCUGAGGAAAUUCCAGAGCGCCCGUCGUGUUGGCGCUUCAAAGGAACACUAAAAAGAUGAGAAGAAAAGGAACGAAACUAAAAUGAUGUGUAUGAGCGCUUGUUUUCUAUUGCCACAUAGUUUUAGUUGCUACUCAGUGUUAAUUUUUUUACCCUGUAACAGGAAAAAUCUGAUUAUAAUUGUCAAAUGUUAUCAAAAGAGAAUGUGCAUAUAUAUUACUAAUUCUAAGCUUCUGCGAAGCAAGCACAAGGAACAUUACCAUAAACAGGUUCUAUAAAAAUUUCAACCUACUAUCAA